Molecule: messenger RNA, 578 nt
Organism: Candidula unifasciata
Lineage: Eukaryota; Metazoa; Mollusca; Gastropoda; Stylommatophora; Geomitridae
Source: the annotation of a GenBank genome assembly
AUAGAUAUAAUAUAUAUGUCUUCAUUCGGCAGGAGCCUGAAUUCAGCUGGACCCCUGAAACCAUCGGGAUCGUGGACAGCUCGUUCUUCUGGGGCUACAUUGUGACACAGAUCCCUGGAGGCUACCUGGCGUCGAGGCUGUCUGCAACCAGGCUGUUCGGUGUCGCCAUCGGAGUCUCCGCUUGCCUCAACAUGUUACUGCCUGCCGCAGCCGAGGUGCAUUAUGGGCUGGUCAUCUCCGUGAGGAUUCUCCAAGGUCUGGUUGAGGGGGUCACAUACCCAGCAUGCCACGGAAUCUGGAGAUUCUGGGCGCCGCCCCUGGAAAGGUCCAAGCUGGCAACAAUAUCGUUUUGCGGAUCGUAUGCCGGGGCUGUGCUGGGAAUGCCUUUGAGUGGACUCCUGACCAAACACCUAGGCUGGCAAUCUGGAUUCUAUUGUUUUGGUUUUCUAGGCGUCAUGUGGUCCGUGGUCUGGUGGUUCUUGUCCUACGAGAAGCCGGCCACACAUCCGACAAUAUCCAAAGAAGAGAGGGAUUAUAUCGAGAGCAGUCAGGGGGACACUGGAGUUGCUAGCACCAAA